Phialemonium atrogriseum is the source of this 1278-nucleotide messenger RNA. RefSeq lists its product as uncharacterized. The coding region runs from base 441 to 950 and encodes 169 amino acids. The record is from RefSeq and is a predicted model, not a curated record. Lineage: Eukaryota; Fungi; Ascomycota; Sordariomycetes; Cephalothecales; Cephalothecaceae. The transcript has 3 exons.
GCUUCGUGUAGUCGUAACGGCUUCUGUACACUACAGCAUAAGCUAAUGUUUCUAAAUUCAGAUGUUUCAAGCUUUUCAGUGAUGUCACCGACCUCGCUUUCUCCAGCCCAGUUUCCGGGCCGGUAAUUGGCUGUGAUACUUGGCAUUCUCCAGCGGGGUCGAAACUCAAGGACAUUCAUUACCUUCCUUCCGUUCUGGGAGCUCGGCGUUAGAGCGGGGUCCUAAACCCAACAGAGAAACAUAGGGGCUCUACCUACCUUAUCCCGGAGAUAUGGAGACAUCAGCUCUUUAGUGGAUCCGGCAACAGAACGCAGACCCGGGAUGGGGCAACCCCGCAGAGGUCGUUGUGCACGAUGAUGUGUAGAUACCUGCUUGGUCUACACUAAAAAGAAACCCAUCCUCCUAAAGAGUCUGCUUCUAUAUUAGCUAGCUUCCCGACCAUGUCCGGUUUCCCCAAGCUCAUCCCCGCCUUCACGGUGCAAAUUGCUCUCGAUAAACCCUCCCCAGUCGGAGCUGUCUCCAAGGGGCCGAACCUCGUCCACGUAGGCUUCAUCCCGAACUCGGGCUCCCUCCGGUCGGAGCCCGACUACCCGGUCAAAAUCGAUGCCGUGUUCACCCACGGCGCCGACUACAUCAAGGCGGACCCGGACGGUGAACAUGCCCGCCUCGAGGUCCAGAGCAUCCUCAAGGACAAGUCCACGGGUGCGCUGGUCCGCUAUAACUAUACCGGAAUCAUCGACCUGCGCGGAGCGGCGGGGAAGGUCCUCAGGGGCGAGCAGGACGCAAAGACCAGCGACUUCGGGGAUGCCUUCGCUCAUGUGUCCCUCGAGACCGGGAGUGCGGAAUUGAAAAGACUGGAGAAUAGGGUUUAUGUUGCCUCGGGCCGCUUCGUACUUGACCCUGGCCAGCCAGUGAUUGUCGAGUACAAGGUCAGCGAAGUGGCGAAGUAGCGGUCGGGGUGGAAGCUAGGAGGCGUAUAAAUAGGUUCGAAUCGCUGGUGCUUAUCCCGCCCUUGAACACCGAUAGUGUUCAAGUUACAUGAAGCCGACCGUCUUGGCUAUCGCAUUGCUCAUCAAGUCCAUUCGAUCAGCUGGGGCCAUAUCAGACUCCAUUCAUCCUGUGAAACGAAACGCUUCCGAUACUUCUAUUCAAGCCCAUCCUAAAAUUUCGUGUCUGGCAUCUGCGGACCGUCUGUGGCGGCUCAAGGGCUCUUGGCGGGUAGUAGCCGCAUCAGUAAUUUCAGUAAUAGUUCGGAGUGGCAGUUCUGUAUUCUCCGUG